AUGGAUAUGAAGGUUUGUCCUAGUUUGAUUGUUUCGAGUUUUUACAGGUUAGAAUACAAAGGGCAUGAAAUGUGUUGUAAUCAGAACCACGAAAGAGAUACGGACAAAAUCCUAAGUUUAAGAGAGGCCCUAAAAUAUGUUCACAGGGAGGAUGAGAUCGAUUGCGCAGGUGGAGCAUACAGGUUACCAGAUAAUUGUAGUAAGCUUGAAAACGCCCUUUUUGAUUCGUCUACAGGUUUGUUGAAGAAUUCCAUAGACAUGAUUUUAGAUUUGGCUGAUGUUUCUGUAAUAAGAAAGCUUUUCCUGGGGACCUCUGCCAAGGACCUUCUUAUUUGGGGUGAGGAGUUAAGUGGCAGUAUGUGUCACGAAUGCUUUUUUUUCAAAGAGGACUGUGCUUGUGAGAGAGAGGUAGGAAAAGUUGCGGGUGCCCUAAUUGCUGAGUUUCUGUUAUUGAUGAAGUUGGAGGUGAAAGCUCUUUAUAGAUUUCAUUUUACACUUCUCAUGGAGAGACAGGCAGUGGCGUUCCUUCACAAAGUGUUGGGAACCUUGGCACCCUUCAGCUAUGAAUUUAAUAUCAUGGAUAAUAAAUGCCGUUUGAACAUUGUGUCGCACAUAUGGACUCUGCUGAUUACGACCCUCUUGUAG
Molecule: messenger RNA, 645 nt
Organism: Kazachstania africana CBS 2517
Lineage: Eukaryota; Fungi; Ascomycota; Saccharomycetes; Saccharomycetales; Saccharomycetaceae
Exons: 1
Coding region: 1-645 (214 amino acids)
Source: RefSeq, a predicted model, not a curated record